CUAAUAGAUAGAGAGAGAGAGAAAGAAAGAGGUUUUGAAACAAGGUCAGAGGAACAGAAGAGGAACAAAGAGUGAGGAGUUGUGUUGAUGUAUGACCGACUGAAGAGGGAAGUAGCAAAUAAGGAAACACAUGACAGAAGACCGAUGUCAGAAAGCGGGGAAGAGCUGAGCGCGUACGACAAGUGGCGGAGCUGGCCUGCUGCUUUGAACAUGCCUCAGGGAACAUUCCGACUUCCUUCCCGGCAGCGUGCUCCUUCCAGCAGGCCGAAUUGAAUGGGAGCGAGAGGAGUGGGGGGGGGCCAGAAAACGAGGAGACCGUGACCAGAGGAGGAACACCAGAGGUCACCAGCAGAGGUCAAAACCAGAGGUCAACACCAGGGGUCGCCACCAGAGGAGGAACCGCAGGGAUGCAGGGAUCACCGACAAACUCGGAUUGAGUCGAAGCAAUAUAGGCACCGUUUGUUGGGAUUUCAAAUAUUUCCAUCUCAGACUCGAAAUGAAACUAUGAUUGCUUCACGCCAGCCCAAAGGGUCAGAAGCGCCAGGAAAGGUUCAAGGUCUUUAUUCUUGAAACCAAACCUUAACCGAAACCCGAAACGGCUUCUGAGCCCGAGAAGAUAUUCACCGCCACCUUUCCCGGAUAUGAUACUGCAGAUUUGAGAUACGAUAUUUAUGUAUCGUGGCUACCAAUGUUACGUUGCACAAGUCACCAGAGUACGUGUUCGCCGUUUUUUUUAUAAACCGAAGCUGUUGGAGUUCCAGCCAGGCUUUAUCAAAGACGACCAUCCAACCGCCAUCUUGGGAGGUACAAACAAAAACAAUCAAAAACAAAGAUGGCGGAUAAAAAGGGCAGCGUGCUGGACUUCUUCAACCAGCUGUGGAGCUUUGCUGCGGACAAACACAACCAAGGGGUGUACAACACGGUGUGCCUGGCCGUCCUGCUGGCCCUCCCCCUGCUGGUCCUGCUCACCUCGCUGGUGGUCUGCUGUCACUACUGCUGUGGCGGCAGUGGCUGUUGCUGCUGCUGCUGCCGCCGCCGAAGGGACAAGGGGGCCAUAACCGCGAGGUCGGACACAAAGAAGAAGAAAAAGCAGAACAGGGGGGACACGGAGGACUUGUGGAUCUCCGUGAAGACGGGACAGAUGACGCCGGACCGUAUCGCCAUGGAGAUGGUGUAGGACUCGGACGUCAGAAUCGUCGUUCAGGAUCACAUGCCCGGGCAACACGAUAGGACUUAUUGAAUGUUGAAAAAAAAACAAAAAGCCAUACCUUCUGCAUGAAAAUAUGUGAACAAGAAUGAACCUGAAGCUGAAGUCAGCACAGGACUAUGAAAAGACUGUGUAGGUAUUAUUAGUGCUUUGGUUAUAACGCGGGUUUCCAGAUCAUGUUUACAAUGUGGUACUUUUAUGAGUCAAUAUGGUUCACAGAAGCACACUGUGUGACUUGAGAGAUGGAUUGGGUAUUUAAGAGUUUAAAAAUGAUGCCUAGGGACUGUCUGCUUAAAACCAGGCACAUUGGAAUGUGUGUGUACUGUGUCUGUGUUUGAGUGUGUUCAUGACAAAACAAAACUAAAACAUUGGUGUAGAAGUGACCUUUUAUGGUCAUUGGCUCUCACAAUGGAGCUUAGUUAAAGGACUGCUCGAUAUAGCUGGCAUGUUGAUGAUGAGCUAAAGCCAUCCAUUUCUUAAAAGUUUAGCCUAUUGCACUUGUCCAGCACCGUUUAAAAGGGUUGUUUUUAUGCUGUUCUCGCUGUAAGUCCUCAACCUGAUUGAUUCCUUGUUGAAAAGUACACCAUCCUAAGUCCACUUAUGGGAGGCAUAUUAUGGUGUUUUCCCAACAAGUAAACAUAGUUUUUCAGUUCCAGAAAACAUGUUUUUGAAGCUGUUUGCUGGAUAGGUUUUAGGAAAAAAAAAUCCCACCUACCACUAUUCCCCGCUGUUUCUGGUGUCUGUAGCUUUAAUGCAAAUGAGCUGCUGCCCAUUGACCAAUGAGCUGUCGGACUGAACCACAGCAUGGAGGAGAAGGGAUAUUUGCCGUUUGUGGACUCCUGGAGCUCUAUAUCUAUAUAAUAUAAUGGUACUCCGGGACCUGAGCUGCCGGAUUGCCGCCGAGCUCCCCUCGCUGGAGCCCCCGGACUGCCGCCGACGAUACCUGUCUGGGUGAUUGAAUCGUAAAUUGGAACCGUCUCUCCUGGCUUCACUAAAACAUCUGGUUGCACUCAGCUCAACGUUAGAUUUAGCUCACACUAAAUGCCACGUAAAAAAUAGCAAACAGCAACAGUAAACAACAGCAGUAGCACUUCUAAGGUCUUUGUGAUAAGACUUCACUCCAGCUCUGUUCUGACCGACGUGCAUUGAUUCCAAAAGACAGAGGUGAUUCACUGGUAGUGUUAGCAUUCGUGGUCAAAGGCACUUGGACAGAGCGCAUUCAGCCAUCAGCCAGCGGAUUUGAAAUGUUAUAUCGCUUACGGAUGUUUUAGUGAUGCCAUGGGAGACGUUUACGAUGGUUUAACUAUCAGACCGUUAUAGUCCUUUAAUGCUGACUUGUGUGAAGCACUUUUUAAGUCCUCGAAGGUGUUCAAAUCAAAUUAUUGCGUAUUGAGAGGUUUAGGGAUUAGAUGUAUAAUAUAUUUUUUAUAUUAGAAACUAUGAGAGAAGAUUGAAACAAUGUGAUGUUUAAAUUCUCUAGACUUCAGGGCUCUUUAGAAAACUCUUAGAUUGCUGCUUUGAACUUUAAUUAAAGUAUCUUCUCGUCCUCCUUUUAGCAAGAUACUGCCCUCAUACUUUGUUUAUCACUGCACACACUUCACUGUGAGGUUUAUUAAAUUCAGUAUGUAUAUUCCACACACCCGCAUAACAGAGACGCCCCAUGUGAUAUUUGAAUAGUAACGUUAGGCCUUUUGUUGAAAAUGGUUUCAAGUGUCAGUAUUCUACUCCCAUGUUUAAACAAACACACAUAUUCACCCGCUUCCUUUCUUGAACUUUGGUAAAAAAUUACGGCUUCCUCCAUAAACCUAUUUUGUUAUAAAACAAAAAAAAAAAAAACGUUCACACAGGUGAUGAUUCGCUGUAUGCUAGGUAUUUCACAAGCUCAACUCAUCAGGUCGGAAAUCUCUCUCUCUCUCACUCUCUCUCUCUCUCUCUCUCCCUCUCUCCCCUCUCUCCUCCCUCCCUCCCUCCCUCCCUCCCUCUCCCUUGUGUUUACUGCCCGUCAGUUCGCGCUGAACACAGCGCCGCUGGAAGCUCGGGGAGGAUUUGCAAUCUGUUAACAGCAAUCUGCCCUCUCAGAUCUCGUGUCUCAGACGAGCUUCCCCGGCAAAGCUUCCCCCGUUUCGCAGCCAAUUAUGCACGGCAGUGUGUAUCUAGGAUGUUGCUUUGUACACCGUUGUUGUUACACAGUUGAAAAUGCUGAAUUCCACAUAUUAUAAUUGUGCUGAUUACACGUGUUGGCUCUAUGCAUGCACCAUUUAUUUGGCGGAUCAAGACGCACGGAAAGUUACAAUCCAACCCAACAUGGGGAAGAUUCAAAGUGGAGGAAUAAAGUAAAAAAUUUCGAG
Molecule: messenger RNA, 3555 nt
Organism: Gadus macrocephalus (Pacific cod)
Lineage: Eukaryota; Metazoa; Chordata; Actinopteri; Gadiformes; Gadidae
Exons: 2
Coding region: 833-1177 (114 amino acids)
Source: RefSeq, a predicted model, not a curated record